Molecule: messenger RNA, 2028 nt
Organism: Acanthopagrus latus (yellowfin seabream)
Lineage: Eukaryota; Metazoa; Chordata; Actinopteri; Spariformes; Sparidae
Gene: thumpd2
Product: THUMP domain containing 2
Exons: 11
Coding region: 136-1884 (582 amino acids)
Biological process (GO): tRNA methylation
Molecular function (GO): RNA binding; tRNA (guanine) methyltransferase activity
Source: RefSeq, a predicted model, not a curated record
CACCGGAGCGUGAGGACGUAUUUCCGUUUCCGGUGUAAACAAACAAGCCAAUAUGGCGACUUUCUGUGUCAAAUCGAGGAAACUUUUACGAGCAGAUAAGAGCGUUUAUACACAUUGACCACAUUUAACUACACAAUGACUGAACCGAGCAGUGAGGGGAGUUUAGUUCGAUACUACUGCACCGCAGGUAACGGCAUGGAGCGGUUCUUAAUGGACGAAGUGAAGAAGAAGCUGGCAGCCGAGGAUGUUUGUCAGAUGCCAGGUAAAGUGUUGUUCAGCUCCUCUGCGGGGAUCAUCAGAGUCAGUGAGCUGAAAGCAGCAGAGAGACUCUUCCUCCUGCUGAAACAAGACUCACCUGUGUGCCUGUCUGCCCACACCAGCCCAGCUAAGGCAGCCUCUGUGCUGCAGUCCAGACUGCUGGGUGACAAGAAUCAGUGGACCUGUGCUGUAAUGACCUGGAGCCGCCUGCAGGGGGAGCUGGCAGACAGAAGGACUCUUGCCAACGCUCCAAGAACUGUUGUGGAAGUGAGGAUGAACAGAGAGGAGGGGAGAAGGAGUGAGAAGGAGGAUAAGUGCGAUGAGGAGUCUAGAAAAAGUGCAGGAGGAGAGAGGGAAGAGAGUGCGAAUGGGAGGCAGAGAAGUGGGGAACAAAAUGGAGCACAGAUGCUGGAAAAGAAGAGAAAGAGGGAUGAUGGAGGAGGAGAAGAAGAAGAGGAGGAGGAGGAAAGGAAGGGUACAGCUCGAAAAUCUAGUAGUGAGAAGAAAGUGGAGAAAGAGAAGAUAUCUGAGAAAGAAAGGACACCAGGACUCAGUGUGGAAAGUAGCAGCAGAACUGUGGAUGGCACAGUGAAAGACUUUGCUGUAAACAGUGUUAAAAAUGAGAAGACGACUGGAAGAGGAGAUAAGACUCAACUGCAGCCCAGUGGGAUCAAAGCAGAGCCUUGUUCAGACCCGGUGUCUUUUAGGAUCAGCUGCAAGUGUACUGGAUCUCUGUCCCGCUGCUUCAGCUCACAGGAGGCGAGCAAAGUGAUUGGUGUUGGUCUGAGCAGACAGCUGGGCUGGAAGAUUGAUCUGAAGAAUCCACAGCUGGAGGUGAAUAUUUAUUUGAGUGAUGACCACUGCCUGAUGGGGAUUCCACUAACCAGGUUACCUCUGGCUAACCGGAGCUACAUUAAAACCACAGGACUGAGGUCUACUGUAGCCUGGGCUAUGACCUCAUUGGCUCAGAUACAGCCAGGCUUCUGUGUGGUCGACCCGAUGUGUGGAGUGGGAACCAUCUUAAUAGAAGCAGCACAGGAACACAAGACUGCCCGUUUCCUGGGUGUGGACAUUGAUGAUGGACAGCUGCAGAAGGCCAAUGAGAAUGUAGAGUUUGCCAAGCUUGGAAACAGAAUACACCUGCUGAAAGCUUCAUCAAUGGCGCUGCCUCUCCCCAGUGCCAGUGUAGAUGCUGUAGUCUGUGACCUGCCAUUUGGAAGGAAGUUUGGCACCAAAACAAACAUGGCUGCCAACCUGCCACUCAUCGUCACCGAGAUGGAGAGGGUCCUUUGUACUGGUGGUACUUUGGUUCUCCUUCUGAGCCCUCAGUUAUCCUGUCAGCUGAAGAAACUCCUGCCACAGCAAGACACAACAUCUAACCAGGAAACAACGACUCAAACUGGGACACACAACUGCCCAACUCCUUCACUAUCUCGGACAAGGCAGCAGACUUUACAAAUCGACCAGGCGAUCAAUUCCAAGCCUACCCAGAAAACAGGCUGUCAGUCUGGGCUACAACACAGUCUGCCUCCUCCUCUCUCCUGCCUGAAGCAUCAGACAACUCUGAGAGUCAGCUUAGGCCUGAUAGAUGGACUUAUCCAUAAAUAUGUCAAGACAGACACUUGAUCAGUGGUGGUGGACUUUACAUUUCAAAUUAAUUAGGAACUUUUCAUUGUUACUUACAAGGAAAUAUGUUGAACUAUAUUUUCUGUUUCCCUGCUGUUUUCUAUUGUAAAUGAUAUGAAUAAAUAUAUUUUUUGAAACAUGGAA